Molecule: messenger RNA, 1267 nt
Organism: Babesia bovis T2Bo
Lineage: Eukaryota; Apicomplexa; Aconoidasida; Piroplasmida; Babesiidae
Exons: 1
Coding region: 106-1197 (363 amino acids)
Source: RefSeq, a predicted model, not a curated record
AAAACAUGGCAAAAAGACGAUUGAUUUUUGCGUGCACUGUCAUGGUAGAAAAACUGAAAGCUGAAGCUUACGACACGCAAGGAGUCUAGCGCAACCUGGAAAAAAAUGCUAGAAGUAUGCCAAAAUUAUGAACCAAAAGGAACUAAGAUCCAUACAGAAGCACCCAAAGGGGCAGUAACAAUCUCACAGUUCGUCAAAGGAACGAGAGAAGGAACUUUAGACCGCAAGUCAUUGGAUGCAAUGGAUGAUACUACCCAGCAUAAUAUAAUUGCCACCGGCCAACAUAGAAAGGAUAUAGAUACAGCAUCUACAUCACCAGAGUCAAACUCGGUUAUCACGGAAUACAGAAAUGGAUAUAUGUGGAAAACAAACCAAUACACCUCAGACAACAAGGACUGUAAAGCAACACGCAACAUGUACAACAGACAAUCGUGGGAAAGCGAAAAAUACCAUGGAGCUUUGUCAGAUAGCAAUCCAAACGGAAGACUAUCCUCAAGUGCCGAAAUGAAUACAACAAUGCUCUGUAAAAGGGUGGGAGAUGCAAAAUACCACCAAAUUACAGAGACAGGUAGCGAAUCGCAAAGAGUACAAAGCUCUGAAGGAGGUAUAUAUAUAUCGGACAUAUCGGAAAGCAUUUUCGCGAAAACGAAACGCUCAAACUCCUUCACAGGAGCAGCGUCAUACGGAGAGCAAACAUCACAACAGAAUAAACAAAACGACACAGAUACAAGCUAUAGCCUCGCAGAAACAGAAAAUGGAAUCCUGCUGAAUGCAUUCGUAACUGACCUGAGAAAUAAAAGAAAAACAAACAGAAACUACCCAAACGAUCUCCUGUCAUUUACAAACAACAAAUUUACAUAUAUUAAAGGACCAUUGGGAUUCCCAACGAUAUUCAGAGAUUCGCAACAAAAUGAAAUGAUCAAAAGCGAAUCGAGCACGAUGCCUCUCACCGUAUUCUCAGCGUACACGCCAUCGCAUAUAGAAGAGAACGCAAUCGCAGUUCAACCAACAGAUAAAGUGCACCUGCUAGCAAGACAUAACCAAUGGAUAUACGUAAGAAUAGCAUUCUCAAAGCGUAUAGAAUCAAAAGGGAAAACAGGUUGGAUACCAGAAUAUACGCUAAUAGAACCCGAACUGUUCUCACGUAGACUGUUGCAUACAGCAAACCGCACACAUACUUUUAAUAAAUUUGUAUAGUCAUGUAUCAAAAUGAAUGAUCGCGAAAUAGAACACUCAAACGAUAAAAUAUGGCCAGCAACAACGUUCA